AUGCACACUGUCCUGCACAGUUUGUGGUCAAAGAUUCACUCGGAAGCAACCCUUAGAAAUACACACAAGAACACACACGGGAGAGAAACCUUUUUUCUGCUCUCUUGUGGUCAGAGAUUCACUCAAAAGGGAUCUCUAAAAAUACACACAAGAAUGCACAGUGGUGAGAAACCUUUUUCCUGCACAGUGUGUGGUCAAAGAUUCACUCAGAAGGGUUAUUUAAUAAGACACACAAGAACACACACUGGUGAGAAACCUUUUUCCUGCGCAAUUUGUGGUCAAAGAUUCACUCGGAAGGAGCAUUUAAAAAUACACACAAGAUCACACACUGGUGAGAAACCUUUUUCCUGCACAGUUUGUGGUCAAAGAUUCACUCGGAAGCAACCCUUAGAAAUACACACAAGAACACACACGGGAGAGAAACCUUUUUUCUGCUCUCUUUGUGGUCAGAGAUUCACUCAAAAGGGAUCUCUAAAAAUACACACAAGAAUGCACAGUGGUGAGAAACCUUUUUCCUGCACAGUUUGUGGUCAAAGAUUCACUCAGAAGGAAACCUUACAAAUACACACAAGAACGCACACUGGUGAGAAACCUUUUUCCUACGGAGUUUGUGGUCAAAGAUUCACUCGGAAGGGACCUUAAAAAUACACACCAAAACCCACACUGGUGACAAACCUUCUUCGUGCUCUGUUUGUGAUCAAAGAUUUUCUUCCAAGUGUCAGGCUGAGACACACAAGUGUGCCGGUAGGAAAAGCCAUCAUCAAGAAGCUGUAAAAGUAUAAAUUGAAAGUAAUAGAUACAUUUCAUUGACGUCACACAGACCACGUGUUUUUGUUUACAACGCCAUUUUGUACGGCAAGAUCGUGUACAUAUCAUGGCUCGGAAGCAAUAAGUGUAAACUAUAAUGUUUUAGCAACGGUUAUCGUUUGAUCUUUUGUCUUGAAAGUCCUUUGACAAACAAACACUGGAACCAGAGGUGAUUGAGGCACUUGUGCUGGAGUGAGGAAUAAAGAAAGAAGCCAC
Molecule: messenger RNA, 1023 nt
Organism: Syngnathoides biaculeatus (alligator pipefish)
Lineage: Eukaryota; Metazoa; Chordata; Actinopteri; Syngnathiformes; Syngnathidae
Product: gastrula zinc finger protein XlCGF49.1-like
Exons: 2
Coding region: 1-642 (213 amino acids)
Biological process (GO): regulation of transcription by RNA polymerase II
Cellular component (GO): PcG protein complex; transcription regulator complex
Molecular function (GO): DNA-binding transcription factor activity, RNA polymerase II-specific; RNA polymerase II cis-regulatory region sequence-specific DNA binding
Source: RefSeq, a predicted model, not a curated record